GGCUGCAGGUCUCACAUCAGCAUCAAUCGGAUUACUUCUGCCUAAGGAUAGAUACAGCUGUUACAACCAUUCAGCGGGUGCUGCUUUUACUUAUAUAGUAGCCUGCGUUUAAUUAGAGAAUUUGUUAAUUGUUGUCGUUCUGUUUUUAUUAUUUCUAAUAAAAUAGUCAGCACGGGUUGAGAUGAGUUUGUAGCGCUCCUAGCUCCAUGCAAUAAAACAUAAUCACCUACUUGUGAAUGUCUGUCACUGUCCCCAUGAAUGAAACCGAAGACGCACGGAGACAAUUCGCGUAGUCACUACCAGUCCAGCUUUAUUAAAGUCUUCCUAACUAGUGCUUUUUCGACGAGAAAUUAAAAAAUGACCAAUUGGUGCUGAUAUUUAACACUAGUAAACAAAUCGAAUUAGUAACUAGUUAGCACUUUCGCCAACGACUAUGACUGAGCGGGACUCCUGUAGGGAUGCGUCCAGGGGGACCGAAGCAGCGGACUUUGCGCCGGGAGGGAUGUCGAGGGCAGGGAGGCGAAGCGGAGUCGCCUCGCUGGACCCGGAGUCCGGUUUUCCGGAGGGGAUCAGAGGGACUCCUCGCAGGAGCAGCAUAAUAAAGGACCUAUCAGUGCACAAAAUGGGCGGGAGGAAGAAGACGGUGUCUUUCAGCAGCACGCCGUCAGAGAGGAAGGUGAGCAGCGCAGCGGACUGCCUGGCCUUCAUGCAGUGCGGCUGUGAGCUCAGAAAGGUGCGACCCAAUUCGCGCAUCUACUACCGCUUCUAUACCCUGGACCCCUCACUCACCUGUCUGCGCUGGGAGCCCUCAAAGAAGGACAGUGACCGCGCCCGCCUGGACAUCAGCGCCAUAUGCGAGGUGCGCGCCGGCAAGUGCACGGAGACGUUCUGCCACAGCGGCACGGCCGAGUGCCUGGCAGAGGAGGCCUCCUUCUCCAUCAUCCACGGUGAUGGCUACCAGUCCCUGGAUCUGGUGGCACUUUCUCCUGAAGUCGCCAACAUCUGGGUGACGGGCCUGCGCUACCUGAUAUCGCACCCGGGCUCCGUCCGCGGCAGCGUCGACGAGGGGAGCCUCGGAAACCGACUGCGGCGCAGCUGGCUGGCCGCCGAGUUCGGCAAGGACGACGAGAACGGCUGCGGGGUGGCGUCUGAGGACGCGGCUGUGGCCGCCAUCUGCAGGCUGUGUCCCAGCAUCAGGGAGACCAAGGUACGACUCAGGUUUAAGGAAAUUCAGCGCAUCAAGGAGAAGCUGACCUCUCACGUGACCCUGGAGGAAUUCCAGGAGGUCUACUGCGAGCUGUGCACCCGCCCUGACGUCUACUUCCUGCUGGUGCAGCUGGCCCAGGACCGGGAGUGCCUAGAUGCUCAGGCGCUGCGGGGCUUCCUGGAGACGGAGCAGGGGCUCCGCUCCGCCACGGCCGAGGGCUGCCUGGACAUCGUACAGCACUUCGAGCCAUCGGCCUGGGGCCGCGAGCAGGGCCUGCUCAGCCUGGAUGGCUUUGCCCGCUACCUGCAGUCACCCGAGUGCCAGCUGUUUGACCCUAAACACCAGCACGUGUGCCAGGAUAUGAGCCAGCCGCUCACACACUACUUCAUCAAGUCGUCCUCCUGCUCCUACCUGUCUGAGGAGCUGGGGUGUGCUGAUCUGGGGGCAAUGCAGAGUGCUCUGCAGGCUGGGUGCCGCUGUUUGGAGCUCACAGUAACAGAUGGCCCUAGUGGAGAGGCAGUCUUGGCUGUGGAGACGAGUCUGAGCUUGAAUGACCCCAGUCAAGCCCCUACAGUGCCUAUUACCGCCCGUGCUGCCCUUGAAAUCAUCGACAAGUACGGGUUUGCGUCCUCGCCCUACCCUCUGCUGCUCUGCCUCUGCCAACGCUGCUCCCCAAACCAGCAGAGAGUCCUGGCUGAUCACCUCCGCAAGGUCUUCAGCUCUAGGCUCUACACCCUUGGGGCCCAAGAGGCACCUCCAGGUCCAGAAGACAGGCCUCAGCUGCCCUCCCCAGAGGAGUUGAAGGGCCGGGUUUUACUGGUGGGUAAGAAGCGGCCAUCAGAAGGGGAGAGCUCAGAUGGGGAUGCGUCAGAGGAGGAAGAGGAGCUGGAGGACGGUGGUGAGCUCACAGACCAGCAGAUGGCGCCCAAAGCCCCACAUCCACUGCGGUCGCGUAUUUGCGAAGAGCUUUCCGAGCUGUUGGUUAUGAGUCGCUCCAGUAGCCGCUGCUUUUAUAGACGCCGAGCCUGCCAGAACGAGAGCCCUUUGGCACCCCCCAACACCCUCAUGCCCCAGGCCCCCCCAUGCUGGACAGUGUGCUCCAUGGGGGAGGAUGAGGCGGCCCAGCUGGUUGGCGAGAGCACAGAGGAGCUGGUGGAUUUCACAGAGCGUGUGCUGGUGUGGGUGUGCCCAAGUGCAGAGCCCUCUGACUCCAGCAACGCCGAUCCCCAGGACUUCUGGAAGGCCGGCUGUCAGCUGGUGGCCCUCAAUCUGCAGAUGCCUGGGACCGUGCUGGACGUCCACAGAGCUCAUUUCGCCAAGAACGGCGGCUGUGGGUACGUGCUGCAGCCGGCCGCAGUGCGAGGGCCGGACCGCACUCCGGCUUCACUGGGCCGGACGCUGCGUGUCAGGGUGAUCAGUGCCCACGGUCUUCCGAAACCACAGGGCUCAGGCGCCAAGGGGGACAUCAUCGACCCGUACGUGGUGCUAGAGCUGCAUGGCGUGUCUGAUGACUGCGCUGAGGAGCGCACCGGCACCGGGGCGCAGAACCAGGAUGACCCACUGUUCGACGAAACCUUUGAAUUUCAGGUAAGCGUGCCCGAGUUGGCAGUCCUGCGUUUCGUGGUACUGGAUGACGAUUACAUCACCGAUGACUUCAUUGGCCAGUACAGCGUGAGCUUCGAGUGUCUGCAGCCCGGUUUUCGCACCGUGCCGCUGCUGGGCCUGACAGGCCAGCUGGUGCCUCAUGCCAGCCUCUUCAUCCACGUGGUCAUCGCCGAGCUGAAAGUUAGCGGCAAGCCCCACAAGCAGGCGCGGCGGGGGCACGGGUCGGUGGCCCUGCACAGCGUGGGCGUCAGGGCUCUGGACGACACCUUCCGCUCUGCGAGUGCUCCCCUGGGUGAGGCCACAGACCUGCGGGUUUCUGCACAGAGUGCCGUGGUCGCUUUCAAAGAGCACUUUGGGCUCCCCCUGGAGGUCACCUUCAAGCAGUGCAUUCAGAGCCUGGUGCCCCUUCUACAGGCCCCUGAUGGGUCCUUAGGGGCCAGUCUGGUGCUGAAAGAUGGCUACCCCUGCCUAGAGGUGCUGGGGAACUCGUCUGAAAGCGUACAGAAGCUUGAGGGCUCCUACAGCACUAUGAUCUCAGCGCAAAGACGGCUGAUUGAGAAUGCGGACAGGGUACAAGAAGAGAUAAAACAGGUGUCCAAGGAAGGAAUGGAGCUCCAUGAGAACCUGUCCAGGCUUGGGGAGAAGGAGGAACUGAAGGGGAGGAAGCAGAGUAAGGCUCUGGAGAGCUCGGCAUGGAACAUCACAGCACUGAAGGGACAGUGCGACCUAAUUUGCAGUGCCAAGGCAGAUGCACUGGAUGCCCUGAGAGAGCUGGUUCUGGCUUUCGAGGCAUGUGGGCUGAUGGCUAACGCUGAAGAUGCCCGACACGCUUCCUCCUAACCCUUAAGCUCAGGAUGACCUGUCCGGGAGGGAUGGUGCCCAAGACCAAGUAUGAAUUUGAGCUCCCUAAGUGUACAGGACAGAAAUAUGGGGGUGUGCUUUUCAUUGGCAUUGCAGCACUCAGCUCAGUGCAGAACAGGGUCCAGAUCAGCUGAAUGGGAAGGUUACAGACUUGCUAUCAGUUGGAUCUUUGGUGACAGUGAGCCGGUCAUUAGCAACUUUAGACAGUAAAAUUCUUGAUUGGCUCAUUAGACCAUAUCCUCCAAAUCCCAUGUCCCAUGAAUCUGUUUGUAAAUUAAGAAAAUUUGAGCCCUUACACUUUCUUUUAGAUCCAGCCAUGAUUUUUCACACUCAGAGACCAUGGGAGUUGUAGUGACCCUAAAGGUGGAGUGAUGUCAGGAUGUAGUGGCCAAGUCAGCGCUCAGCAAUGCCAAGCGAGAGCAGUCACCCAUAUAAGGUAAAGGAGGUGUUAUUUUGUGGGGGAGGGGGGUGGCAUUCUCUGGGAAUUCUCUGGCGGCUGGUGUGUUGAUUAGUUGCAUCUGUCGUUCCCACCCUCAGUCAUACAGCGUACAUAAACUGUUUUUUUCUUCCUCAAAGCAAGUGUGUAUGUUUACAUUUACAUUUGUUUGGCAAGUUUUUUGUUCAAAGCAAUAUGUGAAGCUAAAACGUAACAAGCCUCUACAGUGUAGCCAAAACACAUUUGCAUACCGUGAGAAAAUGGUUACAUCAUUUAAAAGCAAUUUCAGAAUAUGUUUUGAAUAUAUGUUUUUCUCGUUUCCUUACAUAACACACAUAAUUGUAACAUAUUAGACUGUUUUUAAAGUUUGUUCUUCGAUAUCCUCAAUAUAAUUUCAAUUUUUGAUGAUUUUUUUUUCACAGUGUACAAAUGUUUGGCUGCACUGUAGAUGUGAAGGAGUCCGCAUAGCCUAUCAGCACAUAAGCCUCCAAAUAUUUACCAGUAAUGAGUGGGAGAUGUAUUACGACCCUGCUUGUAGAAACCUUCCUGUUCACACAGUGUCCAUGUGGUUUUCCUUCCAGUCUCUGAUGAAACUCAGCUGUUUCUUUCUUAUCAAUUUUGCCAGCUUUGUCACCGCAGGGAGGUUAACUUUUGACCAGGCAACCAUAACACAGCCCAUACAUUUCGCUAAACGUCUUCUACCUCCCUCACUGCUCACCACCCUCUUCUGCGUAUGACUUUUAUCGGUGUGUUUGACAGCCUAGAAUUCUCAGUAGACUUGGUAGAUACAUUUUAUUCUGACAGCGGUUGCUCUUCUGUGUUUAUUAGACGUCUUUCUGUUCUCAGAGUAACGCCUCUGCUUUUGUCCCUCUUGUUUCAUAUUUCUUCUUUGCUUGUUCCUCCAGCUUCUCACACAAUAAAACAUGUUCUCCCUUCAA
This is a messenger RNA of Brienomyrus brachyistius, 5047 nucleotides long. Its product is annotated as inactive phospholipase C-like protein 1. Bases 434 to 3652 code for a protein of 1072 amino acids. Gene Ontology annotation, molecular function: phosphatidylinositol-4,5-bisphosphate phospholipase C activity. Lineage: Eukaryota; Metazoa; Chordata; Actinopteri; Osteoglossiformes; Mormyridae. The record is from RefSeq and is a predicted model, not a curated record. Gene Ontology annotation, biological process: lipid metabolic process; intracellular signal transduction. The transcript is spliced from 8 exons.